CCCGCCCGCCGUCCCAUGGCGUCCCUCCUCCGCACGGCCGCCGCGCUCGCGCCCCCGCCGUCGUCCGCCCGGGAGACGCGGCGGCCGUCGUGCGCCGCCUCCCUCGCCUGCUCCCGGCGCGCGCCGGCGAGCCCGCUACGCGCGCCGCCUCUGCCCCGGCCACGGCGAUUGGGGCCCGAUGAGGCCGCGCAUACGGCCACUCAGUUUCUCUGCCGAUACAUGAGAAGAGAUGGGCAUGAAGGUGAUGGAAGAACUCAAGGACAAGACGAACCUAUUAUGUUUGGGCCAGAUGAUGACGAUGGUGCAAAGAUUCCUACUCAAGUAGAGACUCUUGUUAGAGGCACUGCAACAGUUGAUGCUCCAGAAUACAAGCCACUCCCAGAUCUCGAUUACCUUCAGGAAUUGCUGGCUAUUCAGCAGCAAGGACCCCGAUCAAUAGGUUUCUUUGGUACCCGGAACAUGGGUUAUAUGCAUCAACAACUUAUUGAGAUCUUGAGUUAUGCUAUGGUCAUAACAAAAAAUCAUAUAUUCACAUCUGGUGCUUCUGGGACUAAUGCAGCUGUUAUUAGGGGUGCUUUGAGAGCUGAGAAGCCAGAAUUGCUUACCGUAAUUUUGCCUCAAAGUCUAAAGAAGCAACCUCCUGAAAGCCAAGAGCUAUUAUCUAAAGUACAAAACUUGAUUGAGAAACCUCAGUAUGACCAUCUACCACUAAUUGAGGCUAGCAGGUUAUGCAACAUGGACAUCAUCUCGAAGGUCCAACAGGUGAUAUGCUUUGCGUUUCAUGACAGCAGGCUGCUGAUGGAGACCUGCCAGGAGGCAAAGAACAUGCGGAAGAUCGUAACGCUCUUCUACUUGGAUUAGCUAGCACCUCGGGGCGCUUCUCCCCUUUUUGUCCUUAGGUCGGUGAAUGGGAUGCUAUUCGGUUUAGUCAUUCCUUUAUACACUAAAGCUCUGGAGUAGGUUCAGGUUCGGGGCAUAACAGUGUGUCUUGGGGCAUUCUGCCCAUUAUUCAAAUUCUUGGUAGAAACCAAAUAAGCUUGUCGAUAUGUCUAGUCCGCCAGUAAAGAAAAUAAUUCAAGUUCUUAUUAUUAAUAAUUUCAAAGGGUAUAGUAUUGAAAAAAA
This is a messenger RNA of Triticum dicoccoides, 1122 nucleotides long. RefSeq lists its product as uncharacterized. NCBI's taxonomy places the organism in Eukaryota, Viridiplantae, Streptophyta, Magnoliopsida, Poales, Poaceae. The record is from RefSeq and is a predicted model, not a curated record. The coding region runs from base 16 to 861 and encodes 281 amino acids. The transcript has 6 exons.